Molecule: messenger RNA, 5777 nt
Organism: Silurus meridionalis
Lineage: Eukaryota; Metazoa; Chordata; Actinopteri; Siluriformes; Siluridae
Gene: gad3
Product: glutamate decarboxylase 3
Exons: 15
Coding region: 166-1854 (562 amino acids)
Biological process (GO): carboxylic acid metabolic process
Cellular component (GO): cytoplasm
Molecular function (GO): carboxy-lyase activity; pyridoxal phosphate binding
Source: RefSeq, a predicted model, not a curated record
CUCUCUCUCUCUCUCUCUCUCUCUCUCUCUCUCUCUCUCUCUCUCUCUCUCUUUUUCUCAGCGAUCUCAGAUAUGUUCUUCUUGUCUCGUCUCUUCUCCUCAUCAUGCCUCGUCAAUCACAUGGCUGUCGCUCAUCAUCUCUCGGUCUCGUAGUGAAAAGAGGAGAUGAAACCGAGGACAUUGUGGAUGCAGUCGACAUCCUGCUUCAUCUGCAGCUCGAUACCUGGACCCACUUUAUUAAAGCAGAUGGAAAUCAGACGGGAUAUGAGUGAACUCCUGAGCUGGAGCAAGCAGGAUGGAGAUCCCUUCAAAAGCACAGAGCAGGGGGACGGAGGCUGCAGCACCAAUGACUUCAGCAUCGUCCACGGCAAAGAUCUCCUUCCUGCUGAGAACGGUGAGGAGCUGACCAAACAUUUCCUCCAGGAGCUGCUAAACAUCCUUCUGGCAUACAUCCGCAAGUCUAUGAAUCGCAGCUCCAAAGUGCUGGACUUCCACCAUCCACACCAGUUGAAGGAAGGACUGGAAGGCUUCAGCCUGGAGCUGCCAGAGAAACCAGACAAUCUCGAGCAGCUGUUGGUUGACUGCAGGAACACGUUAAAAUAUGGAGUUAAAACAGCUCACCCACGGUUCCUCAACCAGCUCUCAAGUGGACUGGACAUCAUUGGACUAGCAGGAGAAUGGCUCACUUCUACUGCAAACACAAACAUCUUCACCUUUGAGGUUGCUCCUGUGUUUAUUCUGAUGGAGGAAGUCAUUCUGAAGAAAAUGCAGUCCAUCAUCGGUUGGUCUGAAGAGGAAGGAGAUGGAAUCUUCUGCCCAGGUGGAACAAUUUCGAAUCUCUACAGCAUCCUACUGGCCCGUUAUCACUACUUCCCAAAGGUGAAGACUGAAGGCAUGCAGGCGUUACCUCGCCUCGCCCUCUUCACCUCCACACAUAGUCAUUAUUCGAUCAAGAAGUCAGCAGCGGUUCUCGGGAUCGGCACCGACAGCGUCAUCGCGGUGAAUUGUGAUGAAAGGGGCAAAAUGAUUCCAGCAGAACUGGAAUCCAGCAUCAUGGCAGCAAAAGCUAAGGGUUUGGUUCCAUUCUACGUGAACGCUACAGCAGGAACUACGGUCUACGGGGCCUUCGAUCCGUUCACAGACGUCGCAAACAUCUGUGAAAAAUGGAACUUGUGGAUGCAUAUCGAUGCCGCAUGGGGAGGAGGAUUACUGCUGUCCAAGAAGCACAAGAUCAGACUGCAGGGAAUUGAGAAAGCUUCUUCUGUCACCUGGAACCCUCACAAGAUGAUGGGCGCCCCGCUGCAAUGUUCCACCAUUCUGGUGCGGCAGAAGGGUCUGCUGGAGGCUUGUAAUAAGCAAUGUGCCGAGUAUCUCUUCCAAAGUGACAAGCCGUACGACAUGUCUUACGACACCGGAGACAAGACCAUCCAGUGUGGGAGGCACGUGGACGUCUUCAAGCUCUGGCUCAUGUGGAAGGCUAAGGGUUCAGAAGGUUUUGAAUCGCAGAUUAACCACUGCCUGGAGAACGCUGAGUAUCUUUACUACAAGCUGAAGAGCAGACAAGAUUUUCAGUUGGUCUUCCAAAGCAAACCUGAACACAGUAACGUGUGCUUCUGGUACAUGCCAAGCCGAGUGAGGAACAUGUCCACAGGCCCUGACAGAGACAGAGAACUUCAUUCGAUCACUCCAAAGAUCAAAGCCAAGCUGAUGGAGAAAGGCACGGCCAUGAUCGGCUACCAGCCUCUUGGAGAAAAGCCCAACUUCUUCCGCUGUGUUUUCUCCAACCCGGCCACGCUGAAGCAGGACGUGGACUUCCUGCUGGAUGAGAUCGCGAGUCUCGGCUCUGGGCUUUAAGAGCGACCGGGUCGGAGCCUGAAACCCGCUUUACUGUUCGUGGACUAAAUAUUAGGGAUUAAAAUCGAUCUCGGGGUUUAAUAGCAGUGAGAAGUUUUCAUCUGUAGCGCGGUGCCGAGACUUAGAACUAAUUUGCACAAUUUGUGUUGCUUUCUAUUAAUAAUAUAAUUAUAAUAAUAUUAGAAUAUUCAUUAUGAUGUGUCAUAACAUUGUAAACACAAUUAAUUUCAGUUGUGUAUUUAUUUAUUAUGCACUUGCAGUCUGUGACGUUGAAGAAUCUGGAAAAAAAAUUCCGGAUCUGAAGCUUUAAUUACAAACUCCAGGAUUCACCACUAGCUACCGAUAGCCACUGUAAGGCACAUUAGCCACUUUAGGGCGAGCUGCAAAAAUGCUAGAGCACAUAAUUAAGUGUUAUAGCGUGACACCGCACAUUUGUCGGUGCACUGCACAUUUGUCGGUUUAAACCCUGAGAAAAGCCCUGAGCCACACCUCGGUUUACCAAGAAAAUAUUAUGUAAUAAUCUAAAGCAUUUACAUUUACAUUUGCAGCAUUUAGCAGACGCCCUUAUCCAGAGCGACGUACAAAAGAGUCUUCAGUAGUGAAUAAAUCUACACUGUACACAAGAUUACAAACUUAAUAUAAAUAUCUCAUUAUGAAAACUCGUGAAUUCUACAAAGAAAGAGCUAAUUUAAGUGUAUCAGGAAGAUGAAGGUCUUGGUCCGUCGCUUGAAGAUAGUCAGGGACUCCUCUGUUCGGACAUCUAGGAGAAGUUCAUUCCACCACCUCAGUGCCAGAACAGAGAAGAGCCUUGAAGUAUACUUACCUCUCAUAAAGCCUAAAGUUAUCAGCAACACAGCUCCAGGUGGUGUGGGUUUAGCUUUCCUGUGUGCACUUUCAGGAUGUUGAAUAUUUUCAAAAGCUCCUUAUUAGUUGAUUAGCAGCUUAUGUUAGCAGUGUGUUCAGGCUUUCACAAGACAUUAUUAAGGUGCUUCUUUAAAGUUUUGGGUUCUGAUAAAGAGAACAGUAACACCGAGUUAAAAAAGCUCAAACUUUCUCAUUUCUUCAUUCAAACCUAUUUGGGCUUCUCAAUAGAGUGUAACUGUGGUAUUUUACUGCUCUUUAAUGGCUUAUUUAUUUGUAUUUUAUCUGAUUCUAAACCUGUAUGUUGCAGUGGUAUUUAAUAAUAACAACCAGAAAAAUCAUUUUUAUUAUAUUUAAAAAUGUUUUAAAGGAAUUGAGAAAUCAGAAAAUAUUCUCAGAAAAGCUCAGCCUCAGUGUUUGUACUGAGAAAGAGAUCUUUCCUUGUAUUGCAUAAAACUCAACUCAGAAAGUGUUUUGUGUAUUAUUUGUGAGAUGUAUUCAGGGAUGAGGGAUUUUUUUAUCAUUGGAUCAGGACCUUUGAUGUAUUUAUGUUUGAUAAGUUCGAUUUUGGGAGUGUAAAUUCCCACCACCAUUUUUCAAAGAUCAGAUUUGUUCCAGGAGUCCUUCAGAUCCAACAGACAAGGUGUGUGAGCAAGCGUUUUUUACUGUCAUGAUGGCAGGAGAGCACGAAGUCAAUCUGUGAAGAAGGCCAGAAAGACAAAAGAAGUUCUACUAUAUAAAGAGCAGAAUUACUCCGAAUUUCUUUAUGUGGAAAUUUUUUUAAAACCUGACCCUCAGGCAUUGAUGGUGGGAAUUCAUGCUCCAACUAUCGUCCUGUGUAAAGCUAGCUUAUCAACGUAAAUACAUCAGAACUGCUGAAGAUGUUUAUUCAGUGUUUGAGGAUCCUGACCAGGCUUUAGAAAACCCUUUCAACCACAACUCAAAAUGAUUUAAAAAAGAGAAAAGUUUGAUGCAUAUCUUAUUUUAUUUCAUUACUUUGGAAAGCAGUUUAACACACAUUUCUGGUGUAUAUGCAAUACGGGGACAUCUCGCUCUCUCCCAGGACACACACUGAGGCUGAGCUUUUCACAACCUAUUUUCUGUGUUUGAGUUGAAGAUCUUCAAUUUUCUUCAAAAUGGUUUUAAAUGCAAUAAAAUAUUUUCUGGUUUUAUUAAAUACACCUCAAACACUAUUUAAUAUUUCGGAAACCGACUGUACUGUAUGUCCUUUUUUGUUGUGUGAUUCUUUUUGUUCGUGUGAAAUGAGAGAUGCUGCUGAAUAAUCAGAUUUGAGUGAUGUAGAAUCCUGAGCAAAAAAAAGGCAAAAUAUGAAGCUGUUAAUGACAUUAACACUAAUGCUCGGUUGUUUAUUUGGGCCAAAGUGAACUGUAUUUGGGUUCACGUUUUUCACGAAAAAUUGACAGGAAAAUCCAUUCCAUAAUAACUUACUUUAAAUAUUAACUAAAUUCUUGAUCAUUUCGAGACCCGCUGUUGUUCCAGCUAUUAAAAGCUUCAUAUGUUGCUAUUUUGGGGAUAAUUUUUCUAGAGAUUUUCACCCGGGAGUGUAUCGGGCUUUAUUUAAUAUAACGGGAAUUUUAUUUGGUGGACUCUCAGAUAGCAAAUGUGCCUUCAGUAAAAAUCCUUUUAUAAAAUGACCUGUUAUACGAUGCGUCAUCUGAUGCUGAAUCUGUUCUCAUGUUAAUGAAAAACAGUCCUUUCUGGCAGCAGUUUUACAGCUUGAUGGUAAAAUUUUACCAAACCUCGGUUUUAGCUGCUAGCAUUUUUAAAAAGGUUUUUUCAAACUACUACGGCUAUGACAUGAGCCAUUAGAACAGAGUCAUGUUUAAAGAAGUGUAAUUUGACACGUGUUGGAGGGGUAUUGUGGCAAAAACACACACAAUAGCGAUCACCUGCUCAUCACUAUGGGCUUCCGCUCAUGUGCAUUACGGUGCAUUCAAUAACGUGGAAACAAAACGUUCACAUAACAGGAAGUAGACACGACGCAAAUUUUCAAAACGUCACGAUGAGCUGAAGUUACACUGACAAUGUCCCAGAAACGUUUAUAGAAAAGAAACUAAGGUUCUGCUUCACUGUAAAUUAAAUUUUCUUAGUAGAACCGAGCAGAAGAUCAGAUCACAUUUUUUAAGCAAACACUGAAAAGGUCCUUUGGUUGUCCAUCAACACGCUCAAUAAGAAGGAAUUCCAAGAACCGUUUUUUGGAUCCUAAAAACUUUAAAAAUCCAAUUAACCAAAUAAAAACUUUUCCUUUUAACAAAACAUUUAAAUAUUAAUUACAAACUUCAUAAUUCCAGGGACCUUCUCAUUAAAAUGUAGCUACCCUGCUGCCUGAAACACUCUUAAGUUCUUGGAGGUUUUUUCCAGAAUUCUUUAGACAAUGAUAACUGAAGAACCCUUAAUGAUCCAAUCAAUCCUUAAAGAACCCUUGAGGAAGACUAGAAUGGUUUAUGCCAUAGUUUUCUUGGUUCUUUAAGGUUUAAUUGAACAGUUUAGAGAUCAUACAGAAAUACUUUAUUCUAAGGUUCAUACAUGAACAUGAAGAACCCUUAGAGAACCUUUAAAAGAUUUUAUCCUCCUACAUGUUUACUAAAACCAAAACAUCUGAAUUGUUCUAGCUAUAAAUGUUCCUACCAUAAAUAUAAUAAGGGUUUUGGAUCACGAGGAUUAACAACAACUUAAGAACCUUUUAGAUUUCUAAUAAAGAAUGUUUUAUGUAACAGGUUAAAUAUUUAGUACAAAAAACAAACUUUAGGAAUAAAUGUUCUUAUUAUUUUGGUUCUUUAAGGGUUCUCAGGAUAAUUAAAGGUUCUUACGAAAGCAUUCUGCUGAAGGUUUUGAGGUCCACAGAUCUGAUCUAUGACUUGGUAAAGAUCUAACAAUGAUUUAGUACAUGUAGUAUUUAUACUCUGUAGUAUUUGAAUGUUUUAUUUUUUGUAACAGUGUAUUUUGAGAAUGUUCAUGUAGAAGUGUAUUGAAAGAAAUGUAAUGAAGUCAUUAAAGUUCCUUCAGGAGGAGUCACUCAUGAUGCACCAUGUCUAUGAAGG